UGCGGCGGCGGGCUCAUGGCGCCGGGGGCGCGGCCACUGCUGCUGUUGGCGGUCUGGACGCUGGCGGCGCCGGUGCUGCGCGGCGCCGGGGACACGGGCGACGGAGGGUGGCAGAGGCGCGGGCCCGGGGCCCCGGCCGCCGUGGCGGAGGAAGAGCGCUGCGCCGUGGAGCGCCGGGCGGACCUCAGCUACGCCGAGUUCGUGCAGCAGUACGUGCAGCCCCCACACCCGCCUCCCGCCCCGGCCCCUCCGCCCGGCCCCCGCGCCCCUCCCCCGAGCCGGUGCGACCCGCUGCGGCCCCGCCCCUCCAGGUACGCCUUCUCCAGGCCCGUCAUCCUGCAGCGGCUCACGGACAACUCGCGCUUCCGGGCCCUGUGCUCCCGAGAACGGCUGCUGGCCUCGUUCGGGGACAGCGUGGUCCGGCUGAGCACCGCCAAUACCUAUUCCUACCGGAAAGUGGACCUGCCCUUCCAGGACUACGUGGAGCACCUACUGCACCCCCAAGACCCUAGCUCCCUGGGCAACGACACCUUGUACUUCUUCGGGGACAACGAUUUCAGCGAAUGGGCCUCACUCUUCCAGCACUACUCCCCGCCUCCGUUUAGUCUGCUAGGUACCACUGCUGCCUACAGCUUUGGAAUCGCAGGAGCUGGUUCUGGGGUGCCCUUCCACUGGCACGGGCCCGGGUUCUCAGAGGUGAUCUACGGCCGCAAGCGCUGGUUCCUGUAUCCCCCUGAGAAGACACCUGAGUUCCACCCCAACAAAACCACACUGGCCUGGCUUCAGGACGUGUACCCAACCCUGGCACCAUCUGAGAGGCCCCUGGAGUGCACCGUGCAGGCUGGUGAGGUGCUGUAUUUCCCUGACCGGUGGUGGCAUGCUACGCUCAACCUGGACACCAGUGUUUUUAUCUCUACUUUCCUCGGCUAGGUAGAGUGGGCGGCUGGUGAUGCCACUAGGCGUGAUGCACGGCUCCCGCAUAAGCUCGAAGCUGAUCUUGCCACACAGGUAGUCCGGGAUGUCUCGCUUCUGUGGCACAUGGAGUCAGGUCAGGCACCAGGAUGGGGACCCGGCUCCGAUUCCUGCUACCCAGAGGACAGACAGCUUACCUUUCUCUUCUCGUCCACCUGGGAGAAAAGCUCAUCCAUGUCUGCUAAGUACUUGUCCUGCGGAGAACCAAGCAGCUACGCGUGGGCCAAAUGCCCCUUCCCCCUCCCCCGGGCACCCUCCAGUCACAGGCACGCAAACACGCACACAUCCACACGUGGGCUGGGGCACCCUCACGUGCUUGGCCUCGAUGCAGGCCUGCUGGGCCCGGACGUGGCCAUCAUCCUCAUCACCCUCGUGGUUCCGCUGGCAUUCUUCUAGCUCCCUGGGGGUCGACCAGGAGCUAGUCAGGAAUGGGUCUGGCCAGAAGAGAUCACACUCCACCCCAACCUCAGGCUUGUUCAGGUCUCUCUUCCCUCCAACUGCUCGCCAGUGCUGGCCUUCAAUAAACACUUGUGUUCUUGACUCAGUUAA
Messenger RNA from Canis lupus familiaris (dog), 1521 nucleotides. It is a transcript of the gene JMJD8, whose product is annotated as jumonji domain containing 8. The transcript is spliced from 9 exons. Lineage: Eukaryota; Metazoa; Chordata; Mammalia; Carnivora; Canidae. Gene Ontology annotation, cellular component: cytoplasm. The coding region runs from base 16 to 930 and encodes 304 amino acids. The record is from RefSeq and is a predicted model, not a curated record.